This is a messenger RNA of Clavispora lusitaniae ATCC 42720, 621 nucleotides long. The record is from RefSeq and is a predicted model, not a curated record. Lineage: Eukaryota; Fungi; Ascomycota; Pichiomycetes; Serinales; Metschnikowiaceae.
AUGUUAGGGCAGCGGCACAAACGUACAAUCUUCAACAGCAGCAGGCGGUGCGAGAGGCUCGCGCGAAGCGUGUAUAGGAACUGGUCGUCCACAGCGGGGUUGCCCGAAAGGUCGAGCGCCACGAGCGACGGGACUAGGCACACCGCGAGCAACUGGCGGCGCGAAAAGGGCGGCGCCGAGCAGUCCGCGACCACAGAGCAGUGCGCGCGGGCCACUAGUGCCGCCCAGUCUUCAAGGCCCACAUUGCUGAAGAAAUUGUCAAUGCGGUGCUUGCAAUGUGUGGGCACGAGCGCAAGGGCAAGUGCACGGUGGCGGAGGGCACUUGUUUUGUUUUCCGACACUGGGGCCUCUGAGAAAAUUGCAACGUCCGCAUCUGUUUCUUUUUGUGCCCUCGUCUUGUGUUGUGCAUUGUGUGCUUCUGUUUGGGCGUAUGUGUACGCUCUGCUGUGGUGGCAUGCAAAGGCUGGGUGCGCGCCAAAAGUGGCUGCAAACAUCAGGAAAACGCGCGGGGUGUCGCGCCCGCGCUCCAAGAUGGCGCGCCAGACGGGCUGCCAACACGACCAGGGGGCCUGGUCGAGGUAUUCUGGUUCAAGCGCGUCGGCGGCAUUAGCUAGGUGCUGA